Messenger RNA from Aspergillus niger, 1632 nucleotides. RefSeq lists its product as uncharacterized. The record is from RefSeq and is a predicted model, not a curated record. The coding region runs from base 1 to 1632 and encodes 543 amino acids. The transcript has 2 exons. Lineage: Eukaryota; Fungi; Ascomycota; Eurotiomycetes; Eurotiales; Aspergillaceae.
AUGACUUCCUCGUUGCCGCCAGUUGUCGUCAAUGGAGGGCUGAUUGAGGGCAAGACAAGUGACGUGGAUGCCUCAAUCACCCUCUACCUCGGGAUCCCCUAUGCCGCUCCGCCCACUGGGCCCCGUCGAUUCCAGCCUCCACAGCCUGUACUUCCAUGGGAUGGGGUCAAGCAAUGCCAUCAGAUCGGACCCAUCUGUCCACAGGCACCCCCUGACCCCCGCUGGAUCAAUGUUCUCCAAGGUCAUCCACAGUCUGAGGAUUGUCUCUACCUCAACGUGUUCCAGCCCGGUGAAGCGCAUGAGAAGCCAUAUCCUGUGUUCGUCUGGUUCCAUGGAGGUGGCUUUCGGGAGGGUGGCAGUGCCGAUCCUAACUUUGAUGGCACGGCUCUAGCAAAGAAGGGCCUUAUUGUUGUGGUCCCUUCAUUCCGACUUUGUAACGCCGAGUCCGCGUCAGGCACGUCCGGAAUGAUGGGCAUGCUCGAUGCGAUCGAGGUGCUUCGCUGGGUGCAGUCCAAUAUUGCAGCAUUUGGGGGAAAUCCCAACCAAGUGACGAUAGGAGGACAGUCGGCAGGUAAUGCCAUGUGUCACACCCUACUUGUGUCGCCUCUGGCGAGGAAUCUCCUUCAUGGUGUUAUUCUGCAGUCCGGACCUCGGUCACUUCAGGAGCCGGCCGUGGCUAAUGGACCCAUGUCAUAUCGUACCCUACAGCAGGCAGAGGAGGAUGGCGUGCAGCUGCUCAGGGAGCUGGGGUUGCAGUCAAUCGAAGAGCUCCGGGAAUUCAAUGACAUAGACAAGCUGUGCGAGUUGUCCACCAGAAGAGAUCAUCGCUGCUGGGGCCCCCCGCCACUAUUUCGGUUGACCCUCGAUGGACAUGUCAUCCCAAAGCCCUGGCACCAGAUGCUGGCAGAGUGUCCGUCUAAUGACGUCCCGAUCCUAGCUGGCAUGAACAGCGAAGAGGGCGGUACCUACAAUGAGCCCCGCUUCACGUACGAUGACUUUGUUGAAUGUGUUGAGAGUCGUUUUGGACCGCAUUCGACAUACGGUCAAGGGGACUCGAAGUGGGUGAAACGAUUCCAUGAACUCUACACCCCCACAGACCAUGAAACCGGGAAGGGUCCUCUGGACGCGUGGAACAGGGCUGCUCGGGAUAACACGCGCAACAAUAUUGCGCUCUGGGCCCAGGAGUAUCAUCAGAAAACAGCCUCGCCCGUGUACGGGUACUACUUCACCCAUCCCAUCCCCCCCUGGAACAACUGGCAGCCAGAUUACUCGCAGCCAAAGGUUCCUGGAUUUACAAACCAGAAAGGCCCUGUUACGGGGGCUUAUCAUGGUGCGGAAUUUGCAUACACAUUCAACAGCCUCACUACCAAUAACCUCCGACCCUGGAGCAACACCGAUCGCAUUGUCGGCGAAAAGGUGUCCACGCUUUGGGCCAACUUUGUCAAGCACGGCAAUCCAAACGGUCCUCCUGGGGAGAAUAAGGGUCCAGAAGGCGUUGCUUGCUGGCCAAACCUCAAUGACCACCCCCACACUUUGUUGGAGCUAGGUGGGGAGUGGCAGACAAUACGAACCACGGACCCAGAAAACGAACAGUUCUGGACAAGCUAUGUUCGAUCUCAGAAGGCCUGGUAG